GGAAUUAGUUACACACAUUUAAAAACAAAAUCUGAUCAAAAUGCUUUACAUAUUGGCCAAAUAUUUUAUGAUAUUUCUCAUAUUUUCUGAUAUUCAAAUCAGAAAAUAUAAGCAAAAUUCACCUGAAAAUUACAAUUAUCUAUAUUUUUUUAAUUUCUAUAUACACAGAUUCUAGCAAAAAAAAAAAAUUAGAAUAGAUGACAGCUAAUUUGUUUUGCCAUACUUAGCAAUCUGGUAGCUAUUAGCUUAGUUGGGCUAGCUGCUCUGCUACUUGUAGCAUGCUAGCUUUAGCUUUGAAACGGUGGCGUCGCAUGUUUUUGGGAUAUUUUCAGAUGUCCAAUGUUCUGCUAUCUGUCAGUGCUACGCGUCCAAAGCUGCUACCGUCAUGUUUACAAACAGAAAACUAUAGCAGGUUGUGUUAAUGUUAAAUAUAAUAUAUAGUAGUAUAACAUUAUUUGAGUGACGGCACUGAAGUGGAAGCUUAGGAGUUUUGCUUAGCUUGGCAUUGGAACAAUUUAUAUACAAGACGAAACCACAAGAAGAUCACUUCCUUCAUCUGAAUAUCCAACCCGUUUAAAAUGAAAAGCUGUAGAUGUUAUGCACUAAUACUUUUACUAGAAUAUCCAACCCGUUUAAAAAUAUUUGAAGUACAGAGGUGUAGGAAUAAAACGGUAUCAGACAUUGGAAACGCGUUUUUAUUUGAAUUAAAUUAAACACAGAUUUAAAUUAAAUACGGAUCACCGCAACUCUUUUGGCGCAUUGUGACAGACUUGAUCAAACGCAGCGCAGCCACAACGUGUCCACCGAACUGCGCAGGUCAUUGUGUCCCUGAAAUGAAGGGAUAUGACUAAUAUACACCAAUAUUACACAGCUUCAAUCCCACAUAGUAUCGCUAACAUCCAAUUAGCAAAGUUUAAUAUCAAAAAAGAGUGUAAUUAAACUAAAAUAUUUUAAAAUAUAGCGACAAACUAGCCCAAAAAGCAACGUAUUUUGUCCUGGUUAACCGCCAAACAAUGACUUGUUUACAGCAGUAACGACUUUGCAGAAGGCAAACUAAAGCCAUUCAUAAGCUGCCUGUCAUGUAAAGUAAUGCAGCAGCUUAAUGAAAGCCAGGUAUAAAAUAAAUUAAAUAAAGCUGACCGUAAUCUUCAACGAUACAAAACACAUGAAACAAAACUUCCACAGGUAGGACGUAUUUAUAAGAAAUCUGCUGAGUAAGCAGUAUAUAACGUAGCAUCGAUGUGCUAGCUUUGACAUAACUAUGCUAAUAGAAUAGCAUAGUUAUGGUAUGCUAUUAGCAUAACUAAUAGCAUAGCAAUAGUUAUGCUAUUGCUAACUAUUGUCUCGUUAGCAAUAGCAUCUUACCCCCAAGCUGAUUGUUGGUCUGCAGAAACAGGUGGGGGAGGGGCCAGCACCAUUUUUAAUUUUUUUUUUACACUUUGCGACAGUGUAUGAUCGGUUCGGCUCAACACAGCCGAGAGCCGGCCGUCGGCGGCCCGUCUGAAGCACAUGACCCAGUCAAACACGGGCGCUCAGGUGCGCCGGGUUUCAGUCAUCUGGCUCAUGCAAACACCGAGACGAGGGGGAGCCUACUUUGUAAACACACAUGUUCGGAUUGUGUGUGUUUUGUGAAUGACCUGUGUCUGUGUGCGUGUGUUUAAGGGUGUCUGCACGCCUCCUCCCAGUUACUGCUGGCCUAUUUUAAGUAAGCGUCAAAAGGCCCACUUAGAUUCGGUUGGCUGGAAAGUCGGCCUGCGCCACAGAGCGCUUCUUGUUAACUGAAGACGCCCCCCCAUCCCUCCCUACCUAACCUAACCUCCCCACCGCCUGGAUAUCCACAUGUCCUGCCUCCUCAAAGGGCUCAGUCAGCAAAUAUUUGAAGCUUUUGCAAGUUAAUCAUAAGACUGAACGCCCACCCCAUUCGUCCUUUACAAACGUAGGAGGAAAAAAAAAGAAAGAGGGAAAAAAAAAAGAAGGGGAAAAAAAAAAAGAGGGAGUGACCACAGAAACUUGAGACUCUGGAUUCAGGGCGACACCAGAGCAGCUACUGCUAAUCAUUAACCAUCCGCCUCCACGUGAGCAGGCCUCAGGCUCGGCUCAGAAAAGGAAACGUUGUCGGGGCAGGGGGAGGAGCAGCAGCAGCAGCAGGAGGGAGGGAGGAGAGGAAAGGAAAGAGGGGAGGGAGAGUCUGAGCAGAAGCUGAACGCUCAGUCAGACAGAGCGGGGCGAGCGAGUCAGUCACACACUCAGCCCGGUCGCACGCAGCACCUGCCCAGAGGAUUACCUGGAUUUUAUUAAGAAGCGCGCAGAGCAGCAGCUCUUUUGAAGAAUUAAAACGAGACGCAUCCUCAUACCCGAGGAAGAGGAGGGGCGGGGACAGCCCAAACUAUGAAACGGAGCUUCGUCGAACUGGAUUUAAUUCAACCUGUGGAACUGAAAGAGACGCUUCAGAAGGGACUUUUCAUCCACUGAGACAUGCACAACUUACAGCGUGAGUUUGACGCUCCAGGAUGUAUCUCUACUUUUAACCUGUGAACUCUUGCAAAAUAUAUAUAUAUAAAAAAAAACAACCACACACAAAGAUAUCAUUUUAUUUUUUAUUUUAUUAUUAUUAUUUUUUUUUAAAGAAGCCCAAUCGUCUCUCAGAGCUGCUUCAGGCACACGGCUGUAUAAGUAACUCUCCGGUCCACACCGGCUCUAAAACCCUCGCAUUAUUUUUAGAUGCGCUGUCUCGAGAGAGAGAAAGUCUAAAUAAUUUAAAGUGUAAAAAGACUCUUUACCCGGCCGAAGGUGUGCUGGCGUGAGAGUCUCACAGGACAGGAACCUCGAGCGAGAACUGCUAGAUGGAGUUAGUUUUUCCACUUCCACAGAAAAACAAUGCUGAACUUAUUUAAAAAUGUUUCAUUUUAAAGAAAAACUAAUUUACUCGACAGCUGCAGCAGUGCUGCACACUCACGUAACCCAACAGCUUCACAAGCUUGGUCAAACAGAUUUGUACAAAUGAACUGCAGCAAAAAUGUUCAGAAGGUUCAGAAAAUGCAAUUAGGAAUACGAAGCAUGAUGUAAAAUAAUAAAUCAUGAAGUUGCUCAAACCACAAAGCCUAGAAUUAGACUGAAUAGAUCUGCCCGUGUCCACAUUGUCACAAUAUUGAGACCGAUUCAGGUAUGAAGUAAUGUUAUCUAUUCUUUAUCCAAUAUUUAGAAUUGGACAUAUUUCCAAAGAACUUUUUGUCUCAAAAAGAAAGUUUCUUUCAGCCAGCUGAGGUCUGAGGAGAGCAGCAGAUCUAGUUGUACUUUGUUAUUUUGUUUCAGGCAAUCAUUUAGUAAACUAAUCGGUCUCUUCUUGAGCAUCCCUCUCUUCUUCUUCUUCAUGAAUCUGUAGACUCUCCUCUUAGACAAUCUGGCUGUAUGAAAACCAGCUUCCCUCUGAAGCCCUAAUUCUCUACCAGGAAGCUGCUUCUAUUUUAACAUCGCUAAGGAAACCUGGCAGGCUGUCUCCGUCACGUCGAGUGUCAUGCUGUGGGAUUACAGAACCCCGGGUUAAUGCUGACCACAGGGAGGGCUGGAGGAGGAGCGGGAGGCCAGGCAUUAUGAUUCAGCUGCGUACGUGCUGCAGCAGCAGAGCCGGCUUUGUCCGCGUGCCAGCAGUGGGACGGGCCGAGCGUCUGCGCGACACACGCAGGGAGGAGGGGCGAGGGGGGCGAGCCAACCUGCAGGAGAGCAAGUGCACAGGCUCGGCAGAGGGAGACAGGGAUGCGCGAGGGAGAGGAUGAAUCGAGCUGCGGGAAGCUUUUUUUAUUAUUAUUAUUAUUUCCCUUCUACUAGUUUAGCUGCAAAGCGGAGAGUGUGAUCCCAUUCUGCUCGGCAGCAGCGCUGUAAAGUAUAUCGGCAGGAAAUACGCUCGGAGAAUGACCUCACCGCUCUCAGGAAAUGAAAGAUGCAGGAGCGGUUGGUGACUGACCCCCCUGUGUGAUUGGCUGCGCUCUACCUCCAAAACCACCCAAGUCCACAGCUGUGACUAACAACGGUAUGAACAACAACAUGGCUCUUCAGGACGCCGAAUGGUACUGGGGGGACAUCUCUCGGGAGGAAGUCAAUGAGAAACUGAGGGACACUGCGGACGGUACGUUUUUGGUGCGGGACGCCUCGACUAAAAUGCACGGAGACUACACUCUGACGCUGAGGAAAGGAGGCAACAACAAGCUCAUCAAGAUUUUCCAUCGCGACGGAAAGUACGGCUUCUCGGAUCCGCUGACCUUCAGCUCCGUCGUGGAGCUCAUCAACCACUAUCGGAACGAGUCGCUGGCUCAGUACAACCCCAAGCUAGACGUCAAGCUGCUUUACCCGGUCUCCAAACACCAGCAGGACCAGGUGGUGAAAGAAGACAACAUCGAAGCUGUGGGGAGGAAGCUUUGUGAAUACCACGAGCAGUACCAAGAGAAGAACAAAGAAUACGACCGGCUGUACGAGGAAUACACCAGAACAUCACAGGAAAUUCAAAUGAAACGCACAGCGAUAGAAGCCUUUAACGAAACCAUUAAGAUAUUUGAGGAGCAAUGUCAGACGCAAGAGCGGUACAGCAAAGAGUACAUCGAGAAGUUCAGGAGAGAAGGGAACGACAAGGAGAUCCAAAGAAUCAUGGGUAACUACGAAAAGUUGAAAUCGAGGAUCAGCGAAAUCGUCGACAGCAAACGCAGGCUGGAGGAAGACCUGAAGAAGCAGGCGGCGGACUACAGAGAGAUCGACAAGAGGAUGAACAGCAUCAAACCCGACCUCAUCCAGCUCCGCAAGACCAGAGACCAGUACCUCAUGUGGUUGACACAGAAAGGAGUUCGACAGAAGAAGCUCAAUGAGUGGCUAGGAAUCAAGAACGAGAACACCGAAGACCAAUACUCGAUGGUGGACGACGACGAAGACCUCCCGCAUCACGACGAACGCAGCUGGAGACUGGGCAACAUCAACCGGCUCCAGGCUGAGGCCGUGCUCCAAGGCAAGAGAGACGGAACAUUCCUGGUUCGGGACAGCAGCAAAGCAGGGUGCUACGCCUGCAGCGUUGUCGUGGAAGGCGAGGUGAAGCACUGCGUUAUCAACAAGACGCCGUCGGGCUAUGGCUUUGCCGAGCCGUACAAUCUGUACGGCUCGUUGAAAGAACUCGUCCUCCACUACCAGCACACGUCUUUGGUCCAGCACAACGACUCUCUGAACGUGACGCUAGCAUAUCCGGUGUACGCCCAGCAGAGACGGUGAGGAACCCACAAACCCUGGACGUUCCCCUCCUCCACACGGACACACAGGUUUACGAACCUGGCUGGAGCCGGAGGAGACGACGUCUUGGACUCCUUGAGCAAAUACAAACAAUAAACGACAGAACGGACGCGCUCCGACUCUCGGACUUGGAAACCGGAGGAAAAGGACACAAUAAAGCCUGAAACAUUUCAGUGACUUUGCCGUAAAACCUGAGGCGAGUCUGAAUGUAGAUCUCUUUGUUUUUCUUUUGUUUUUGUGGGAGCACAGAAUCUAGCGGGAACUGCUGAACUCUCCAAGAGGAGGAUGUCUGAGGCCUUUUCCUUAUGGUGCUUGUUCGUUGUUUUGACGCUUUACCAGCCGGAAUGUUAUACCACAAAGUCAAACCUUUGAAACGGAACCGUACUCACCGGCUACGACUUGUUUUGUUUUGUUGUUUUCCUUGCAUCAUCGACGUGCAUUUGUUUCUUUCUCCCCCUUCCUUUUGUGUGUGUGUUUGUGCGGACUGUCCACGUGACCAAAACUCAUAGAAUCGAGAGACCGUGCGACGCUGGAUGGCUGGAACACAUUAGCUUGUGUUUAUCUGCUCAGCAGCAGACCAUGGAUCAGCUGAAAAUGUAGCAAAAUGGCACUUUUUUCUUCUUCUUUUUUUUUUUUUUUACACGUAAUUUUUUUUUAAAAAUGGUUUGAUAAAAAAACUCCUACGAACUUAUAAGAGCAGUGUGGAGACGGAUAAAAGCCUGCAGCCUUGUCGCUGUGGAGCUUUAGGGUGCAGAAACAAACCUGAUCUUAAAGGUGUUGGACGAGGUUGAGACUAUGAAUGGACUUACUAUUUCAUGUAUAUAUGUGAAAUUGUGCAAAGUCAUGAAACAAAGUGCACCGUACCAAAAAGGAUCAGUACCUGUUGAGUUCUCUUCUGAUCAGCUAUGCAAUUCUUUCUCCAUUUGUACUUAAGAAUUGUUUAACUGUUGCAAACACACAAUAUAAGCUUGUUUUACUGCUUGAAAAGUAUCUUUUCCUGUGUAAAAAAUAUCCAAGAGAAUAUUUUUUUUGUUGUUUCAAAAUGCCAAGCUACAGUACAAAAACGCUUCUGAUUUUUAAAGAAUAAUAGAAACGUACACUUUAUUGUAAACGACUUUAACAGCUGGUAUACAGAUGGAAAAGAUGAGUAUUUUAUUACCUUUUUUUGUUGUUUUGUUUUGCUUCAAACUAACGUUUCUCUCAGGCAGAGCCUUUUGAGUGUUUGAGCUGCUUCAGUGAAGAGUACAGAGCGAAGCCCGUGUUGGAGGAGCAGUCGGAGAACGGUGCUGGUUGGGAUUGUACGACCCCAUAUCGCCGCCCAAACAGCAGUAGAGAUUUAUUUUGUUAUAAAAUAGAUAUGUUCCCAUAUGAGAGAAUAGAAGAUCAAUUUACAUUUUACACUUUGUAUAUUUUUCUGUAUCAGAAAAUGUUUACAUGGGUGGAUCAGCUCAUUUCAGAAACUAAUUUUAAACUACUUUUUUUUUCAUAUUUUCAAAGCUGCACCGCGCAAAAGUGGCGCGAGCCCAAAAUAAUAAACGGCAACAGCUCAACUACAGAUUUUUCCUUCCUCGUUUAAAAAAAAAAAAGUUUUAUCAAAGGUUUAUAUGAGAAAGCGGUACAGGCCCAAACGACCAAUCGGAGCGCUUGUAGGUGUGACGCGUUUCCUGAAAUCUAAACAUGCACGCACGCACAGCUGUUGAGUUGACAUCUUAACAAAAAUGAGCUGGGAAUCCAGAAUGUGAUUGUUUCUGUUUUCACUAUUACGAUGGGAGUCGGAUGAUUUACCUCCCAUGUUUCACACACACACACACACAUGUCCAAACCGGCAGAGGCUGGGUGCAAAUCUGUUUUUCCCCCUGAGGCAGGAAACUGUUUCUGCGACGGUACUCGCAGUUUUGACCAAACUGCUCAUCUGAAAUUUAAUUUCUUUUUUUUUUUUAAAGCACAGUUUUGGUUUUAUCACAUUUAUAAAAGUACUAAAGACAUCUAUAAUAUGUCCAAUUUUAUUUACCUCACAACAGCUGCUGGCACAAACCUUUUAUUUCAUUAUUAUUCCCUCAGAUCACAGCCAUCAUGCACCAUCUCUGCGUCAGUGCCGGGUUGUAUGAUUGAUUUUUUUUUUUUCUUUUUUUUCUUUUUCCUGUUUCUCUUGUGUCCCACACAUGAUUGGAUUGAUAUUUGCCAGUUUUUCUCAGUUUGGCUUUGAAUCUGUAUUGGGCUUUGUUUAAAAGAAACAAAACAAAUAAAACACUUUUUUUAAUAAAAAAAAAA
This is a messenger RNA of Gambusia affinis (western mosquitofish), 7536 nucleotides long. It is a transcript of the gene pik3r1, whose product is annotated as phosphoinositide-3-kinase, regulatory subunit 1 (alpha). Lineage: Eukaryota; Metazoa; Chordata; Actinopteri; Cyprinodontiformes; Poeciliidae. The coding region runs from base 4030 to 5247 and encodes 405 amino acids. Gene Ontology annotation, molecular function: 1-phosphatidylinositol-3-kinase regulator activity; protein binding. The record is from RefSeq and is a predicted model, not a curated record. Gene Ontology annotation, cellular component: phosphatidylinositol 3-kinase complex. Gene Ontology annotation, biological process: phosphatidylinositol phosphate biosynthetic process; insulin receptor signaling pathway. The transcript is spliced from 9 exons.